AUGGUGUUCUUACCUGCAAAAGACUCCGGCCAAUUGACUCCAAUUCCCGAUAUCCCUAUCAGCGAGUUUAUGCUCAAUGAGAAAUAUGGCCGAGUACCGCACGCCAGCUCCAGAGAUCCAUACACAUGCGGCCUCACUGGGAAAACAUACUCGUCGCAAGAGGUAGCCAGCCGUGUUGACUCCCUGGCUCGUAGUCUUUCAAAGGAAUUUGAUUGGGCGCCGAACGAAGGAACGGAAUGGGAUAAGGCACUGGCUGUGUUUGCAUUGAACACUAUCGAUUCCUUGCCCCUAUUCUGGGCCGUGCAUAGACUAGGCGGUGUUCUCAGCCCCGCCAACGCAUCAUACUCCGCCGCGGAAUUGACACAUCAGCUGCUUGAUUCCAAGGCCAAGGCCCUCGUCACCUGCGCCCCUCUCCUAUCGAUCUCACUGGAAGCUGCAGCCAAAGCCGGUCUCCCUAAGAGCAGAAUCUACCUACUUGAUGUACCCGAGGAGCUUCUUGGGGGCGCCAAGCCUCCAACAGAAUACAAGACCGUUGCCCAACUCAUCGAGACGGGCAAGUCUCUACCGCCAGUGGAUGAAUUGAGAUGGAGCGCGGGCGAGGCAGCCCGACGAACAGCAUUUUUAUGCUACUCGAGUGGAACAUCUGGAAUGCCGAAAGGAGUGAUGAUCUCACACCGCAACGUGAUCGCUAAUACCCUCCAAAUCAAGGCAUUUGAGAAGAGCUAUCGUGAUGGCCGGGGCACAAAGCCCGCUAUUACAGAAGUUGCUCUUGGUCUCCUUCCGCAGAGUCACAUCUAUGCUCUUGUGGUCAUUGGCCAUGCUGGCUCAUACCGAGGCGAUCAAACAAUCGUUCUUCCCAGGUUCGAAUUGACAUCCUACCUGAACGCUAUUCAACAGUUCAAGAUCUCCGCACUCUUCCUGGUACCUCCGAUCAUCAUCCAUAUGCUGAGCACUCAAGACGUGUGUUCCAAGUAUGACCUGAGCUCCGUGCAUAGUAUUUUCACAGGAGCAGCACCCCUGGGCAUGGAGACAGCAGCUGAUUUCCUCAAAUUCUACCCGAACGUUUUGAUCCGCCAAGGAUACGGCCUGACUGAGACAUCCACCGUCGUAAGCUCGACGCCCCACGAAGAUGUCUGGCUCGGCUCAUCCGGCGCCUUGCUCCCUGGAUUCGAGGCACGCAUUAUGACGCCCGAAGGCAAGGAAAUCACGACAUACGAUACACCGGGCGAGUUGGUAGUCCGAGGCCCCAGUGUCGUCCUGGGAUAUCUGAACAACGAAAAAGCCACCAAGGAGACAUUUGUGGAUGGAUGGAUGCUUACGGGCGAUGAGGCUGUCGUUCGCGUAAGCCCGAACGGCGUCGAGCAUGUGUUUAUUGUCGACCGGAUUAAGGAGUUGAUCAAGGUCAAGGGUCUGCAAGUCGCACCUGCCGAACUGGAAGCCCACCUCCUUGCCCACCCCGAUGUUUCGGACUGUGCUGUUAUUGCCAUUCCGGAUGAUCGUGCAGGAGAAGUUCCCAAGGCCAUUGUAGUGAAAUCCCCCACGGCAGGGUCGGACGAAUCAACCUUGCAAGCUCUCGUGAAGCAUGUCGAAGACCACAAGGCUCGUCAUAAGUGGUUGAAGGGAGGUAUCAGAUUUGUGGAUGUAAUUCCCAAGAGUCCAAGUGGUAAGAUCCUUCGCCGAUUGCUCCGUGAUCAAGAGAAGGAGGCACGAAGAAAGGCAGGUAGCAAGAUCUAA
Messenger RNA from Penicillium griseofulvum, 1734 nucleotides. RefSeq names its product acyl--CoA ligase. The transcript has 6 exons. Lineage: Eukaryota; Fungi; Ascomycota; Eurotiomycetes; Eurotiales; Aspergillaceae. The record is from RefSeq and is a predicted model, not a curated record. Bases 1 to 1734 code for a protein of 577 amino acids. Gene Ontology annotation, molecular function: CoA-ligase activity.